This is a messenger RNA of Salvelinus namaycush (lake trout), 1785 nucleotides long. Its product is annotated as zinc finger protein 260-like. NCBI's taxonomy places the organism in Eukaryota, Metazoa, Chordata, Actinopteri, Salmoniformes, Salmonidae. The transcript has 4 exons. The record is from RefSeq and is a predicted model, not a curated record. Gene Ontology annotation, biological process: regulation of cytokine production; regulation of immune system process; negative regulation of transcription by RNA polymerase II. Bases 1 to 1785 code for a protein of 594 amino acids.
AUGUAUGAACUGAUCAGAGACGAAAUUGACAUUGAUGUAAAUGCGGCCAAGUUCUACACAGACAGUAAGAUAGUUCUCGGUUACAUCCACAAUGUCACCAAAAGAUUCUAUGUGUAUGUUGCCAAUAGGAGCCUCACGCAGAUGCAGAGAUUCGACCAGACGUCACUGUCUUCGCCCCUAAGGUUUCUGGAGCUCAACUCGGCUCUCAUCGCUUUGAGAGGUUCUCAAGCUGGAAAGCUCUCAAUCGAGCCACAGCACGACUCAUUCAUGUUGCCAGAUCCUUCCACGAAGGUGCGGACAACACCAGCUGCAGAGGCUGGCAUGACUGUAAUAAACCAUGCGGUACAAAGACCCACAGGGAAGAGAACUCACUGCUGCUCUGACUGUGGGAAGAGAUUCACCUCCUCAUCAGGCAUUAAAAUUCAUCAGAGAAUCCACACAGGAGAGAAACCUUGUAGCUGUGGUCAAUGUGGGAAGAGUUUUAGUAUAUCUAGAGAUCUGACAGUGCACCAGAGAACACACACAGGAGAGAAACCGUAUAGCUGUGGUCAAUGUGGGAAGUGUUUUGGUAGAUCUGGCUCUCUGACUCUACACAAGAGAACACACACAGGAGAAAAACCUCAUAGCUGUGUUCAGUGUGACAAGAGAUACUUUGAUGAAAGAUCUCUGAUCAAACAUCAGAAAAUACAUACAGGGAAGAGAACUCACUGCUGCUCUGACUGUGGGAAGAGAUUCACCUCAUCUGGCAUUAAAAUUCAUCAGAGAACACACACAGAAGAGAAGCCUUAUAGCUGUGUUCAAUGUGGGAGGAGUUUUGGUCAAUCUGGCCAGCUGACUAAACACCAGAGAAUACACACAGGAGAGAAACCUUAUAGCUGUGUUCAAUGUGGGAAGAGUUUUGGUCAAUCUGGCCAGUUGACACAACACCAGAGAAUACACACAGGAGAGAAACCUUAUAGCUGUGAUCAAUGUGGGAAGAGUUUUGGUAGAUCUGGAGAGCUGACAGUGCACCAGAAAACACACACAGGAGAGAAAUCGUAUAGCUGUGGUCAAUGUGGGAAGAGUUUUGCUGCAUCUAGCACUCUGACUAUACACCAGAGAACACACACAGGAGAGAAACCUUAUAGCUGUGGUCAAUGUGGGAAGAGUUUUGGUCAAUCUUGUCAUCUGACUCAACACCAGAGAACACACACAGGAGAGAAAUCCUAUAGCUGUGAUCAAUGUGGGAAGACUUUUGGUCGAUCUGGAGAGCUGACAGUGCACCAGAGAAUACACACAGGAGAGAAACCUUAUAGCUGUGAUCAAUGUGGGAAGAGAUGUACUACAUCUGGCUCUCUGACUCUACACCAGAGAACACACACAGGGGAGAAACCUUAUAGCUGUGAUCAAUGUGGGAAGAGUUUUACUACACCUGGCAAUCUGACUCUACACCAGAGAACACACACAGGAGAGAAACCUUAUAGCUGUGGUCAAUGUGGGAAGAGUUUUGGUGGAUCUGGAGAGCUGACAGUGCACCAGAGAAUACACACAGGAGAAAAACCUUAUAGCUGUGGUCAAUGUGGGAAGAGUUUUGGUAGAUCUGGCCAUCUGGUAUCACACCAGAGAACACACACAGGAGAGAAAUCUUACAGCUGUGAUCAAUGUGGGAAGAGAUUUGGUCAAUCUGGAGAGCUGACAGUGCACCAGAGAACACACACAGGAGAGAAACCUUAUAGCUGUGAUCAGUGUGACAAUAGAUACUCUGAUAAAAGAUCUCUGAUCAAACAUCAAAAAAUGCAUACAUGA